Molecule: messenger RNA, 1160 nt
Organism: Brassica rapa (field mustard)
Lineage: Eukaryota; Viridiplantae; Streptophyta; Magnoliopsida; Brassicales; Brassicaceae
Product: E3 ubiquitin-protein ligase RNF185
Biological process (GO): ubiquitin-dependent protein catabolic process
Cellular component (GO): endoplasmic reticulum
Molecular function (GO): ubiquitin protein ligase activity
Source: RefSeq, a predicted model, not a curated record
AAAAGGGAAAAACAAAUAUAAAAACUAAAAAUUAAGAAAUAGCCUCGAACGUUCUCUCUCCCUCUCUCAAGGUACACACACUAUUUUCGUUUUCUGUAAGGAUUCUGUUUUCUCACGAUGUCAUGUCUCCUCUUUACUCUCGUUCGAAUCUCUUCUGUCUAGCGAAUUUCUUGUCUUCCUGUUCCUUGUCUUGUUAUUUUCAUUAACAGAUCCAAAUAGAUGGAGAAGGGAGAGUCAACAAGCACCUCUUACUCCGACACCAACGGCUCAAACGAACCAGAUCACGACUUCGAAUGCAACAUCUGCUUCGAGUUAGCUCAAGACCCCAUCGUCACUCUCUGCGGCCACCUCUUCUGCUGGCCUUGCUUGUACCGUUGGCUUCACCACCACUCUCACUCCCAAGAAUGCCCUGUCUGCAAAGCUCUCGUCCAAGACGACAAGCUCGUCCCUCUCUACGGCCGCGGCAAGAACCAAACUGACCCGAGAACCAAACGCUACCCCGGAAUGCGGAUUCCGAACCGACCAGCUGGUCAGAGACCCGAGACGGCCUCUCCUCCUCCUCAGCAGCCUCAGAACGACGCGGCGAGUAACUUUUUCAACUACGGGAUUGGUUUGAUGGGUGGGUUUAUGCCCAUGGCGACUACCAGGAUUGGGAACUUCAGCUUUGGGGUUGGUGGGUUGUUGCCUUCUUUGUUUAACUUUCAGUUCCAUGGGUUUCCUGACGCGGCGCUCUAUGGCACCGCGCCGGGUUACCCUUUUGGUGGUUACCAUAACGGUUUCCGUGGAGUUCCUGGUGGUAACAAUGAACCGACGGCGCCUGGUGGAGGGCACCCAAGCGAUGCAGCUCUGAAGAAUAUCCUCAUUGUCGUUGGAAUCUGCGUGUUCUUCUUCCUUUUAUUGUGAAAACAGUUUGGUUUUUUUUUUAUUAUCCAGGUAUGAUAGUUGCAAACUCUCUUACUUGGUUUGAACAAUGUCUUGUAUAUACGUUACGGUAAUAGCCUGAGUAUGUGUCUGCUUUUCCUACGUUUGUUUUUUGCUAUUUGAAGAAGAUUACUUGGAUCUUCUAUACACAACUCUCGUUUUUUAAUCUUAUUUGCUUUUGACGUUGUAUCUGCAUCUUAUGAGAACUAGUUGGUGUGGAAAAUAACUAUUGCAUAUUA